Molecule: messenger RNA, 1779 nt
Organism: Cylas formicarius (sweet potato weevil)
Lineage: Eukaryota; Metazoa; Arthropoda; Insecta; Coleoptera; Brentidae
Product: L-xylulose reductase-like
Exons: 6
Coding region: 955-1689 (244 amino acids)
Biological process (GO): xylulose metabolic process; glucose metabolic process
Molecular function (GO): carbonyl reductase (NADPH) activity; L-xylulose reductase (NADPH) activity
Source: RefSeq, a predicted model, not a curated record
CUCCUCGAUGUUCUAUCCUGUGAAAUUUUGCUUUCCCAGCAUUCUUUUUCCAACUCUUUCUUUCCUUUUUUGUUUUUAUUUGUUAAUAAUAUUAUUCUCAUUUACUUUGACCUCUAUUGUCAUUCGAAAGUUUUCCAAAGAGGUAGAUAAAUGACUGCACAAUGGUGCCUGCCUGGUAAACACUAGUUUUUAUGUUGAUCAUUUGGUAGUAAUGUCAGUCUGAAUGGUGGGAUUGCCCGAGAGUUGGAACCAGAAUUGAACGACGAUGGUCGUAUCAGGUUAAAAGCUACACUCACAGAAUCGUAUCUAUAGCAUUCUGUGAGCUUCCACAUUGUUCAGGACUUAUUGUUUUGCUGCUUCCACGUUUUCGUUGUUAGGGAGUCUACUUCUGGUCCCACUGUUUUGCCAGUAUGGUAUCUUAGUCGAUAGUAAUGUUCAGGGCGGUUUUAAAUUAUUCAGCUCAUUUUUUGAUGAUGUCUUGUUCUGCCUCAUCUCUCAAAAAUCCAGGUGUUUUGAAGGUUUAUAAUUUCUAGUGUCACUGUCGAUUUUCUUAACUUGUUCGCCCAUAUAACUUAACUCUUUGCCAUUAGUAUAUUUCUUGUUAAAGUUCUUUCCCUAUUAGUACUAUUAAUUCUGGUUUUUCAGCUGUUGGUUUCGCUAUACUACAGUGUAGUAGAAUAAUAUAAACAAAAAGUUUGAACCGUUGAAAACUAGAAUUUCUAUAAAUUAACUCGCUUCGACUAAAGGUUCCAGUUAUGAGUAUUAUUAUCCCGUUGUAAUCCCCUGUUUCAAAACAAUUAGGCUAGUGUCGUUUAAAAUUAAAAUAAAACAGAAAACUCUUCUAUCGCAGCCAUUAUCACUUAUCUCAAAUUUAAACAAAAUUGUUUGCAGUACGCGAACCAUUCAAAUAAGGUUUGUUUGUAGCAAAACUUGAACGUUACGGAUUGAAAAAGUAUGGACAUUUCUUUUAGCGGAAAACGUGCCCUUGUUACCGGUGCUGGAUCCGGAAUUGGUCGUGGUGUUGCUAUUCGUCUUCUAAAAGGCGGCGCCAAAGUCAUUGCUCUCGACAAAAACGCGGAGGCUUUGGCUACGUUAAGACAAGAGUUUCCGUUAAUCGAAACAGUACAAGCCGAUUUAACGGACUGGGAUGCUAGCAAAACAGCCAUCAAAUUAGUUUUACCGAUCGACCUUUUAGUCAACAAUGCAGGGAUUGCUACAGUAGAUCCGGUAACUGACGUUACUGCAGAAAAAUUCGACAGCACAUUUCAUGUAAACGUAAGGUCGCUGUUUCUUGUCAGCCAAACGGUGGUAGAGGAUCUUUUAAACCGGAAAAGUACUGGAGCCAUUGUUAACACGUCUUCCCAAGCUGCUAGAGCAGGGCUUUUGCAUCGAACGCUCUACUGUUCUUCAAAGGGGGCCGUAGAUGCUUUCACGCGAGCUCUAGCGAUAGAACUUGGACCGCAUAACAUCCGAGUUAACGCUGUCAAUCCAACUGUGGUUUUGACCGAAUUGGGUAAACAGAUAUGGUCCGAACCUGCCAAGAAAGAAUGGAUGCUGUCUAAAAUACCAUUGAAUAGGUUUGCGGAGAUUGAAGACGUCGAAAACGCUAUAGUGUUUUUGUUAAGCGACAACGCAGCUAUGAUUACUGGAACCUGUCUGCCAAUUGAUGGGGGAUUUUUGGCUUGUUGAAGUGACGUGACUUGUAUUGGGAGUACUUAAUACAUACAUAUUUCUUGUGAAACACUGCAAUGUAUUAAUGUUUUAGAAAUAUAGCUUAAA